Molecule: messenger RNA, 1330 nt
Organism: Styela clava
Lineage: Eukaryota; Metazoa; Chordata; Ascidiacea; Stolidobranchia; Styelidae
Product: peptidase inhibitor 16-like
Source: RefSeq, a predicted model, not a curated record
UCAAAUAUUAUCCGCAACUUAUAAGAUGGUAUAUCACGAGAGACUUUAGGAAAAGUUGGAAACACAUUAUUUAUUAAAAAAAUGUUAUUUCAAACAUAGCAGUAUUUUAAAGCUUUACCAAAAACAACACCCGCUCAUUCAACAUUGUUUUAUAUAUUCAAAGCUUAUUUUUAGAAAUUUAGAAAAUUUCAAAAUCAAAUAUAUAUAUAACGAAAAAUGGAAAUUUUUAGUUUACGAGGAAUCUCUAUUUUCCUCUGUUUUUGUGUUGGAGCUCAGGCGGGCGAACCUAUACCUCUUACACAAUAUCAGAAAGAUUCGAUAGUCAAUCAACUGAAUGAUUAUCGCAGACAACAAGGAGCGAGCGAUAUGUAUCUUGUAUCGUGGGAUAAUGAGCUUGCCGGUGGUGCUGCGGAUCAAGCCGCUUUGUGUAAAUUCGGCUACAGUGCCUACGCUGGAAUGGGAUAUGGUGAAACAUUGGCAGUUAUCAAAAAACCAACGGAUGUUGAUGAUCACUUAAUGUCUGCUUUGAGUGUGUGGUACGAUGAGAUCAACAACAUGGAAGAAGAUGGCUCCUGUUAUAGAUGCGGACACUACAAGCAAUUAGUCUUUGCUCCAACAUACAAAGUUGGAUGCGGAAUAGCAACUUGUCCAUCUGAUGAAAAGAAUAUCGUGUGCCAGUUUAGACAAGGUCUAAUUGCGGGAAUUCCAACCUUCAGCAAAGGGCCAGCUUGCUCCGAAUGUCCUUAUUACGCUACAUGCCAUGAUAAACUAUGUAAGUUACCUUGGUGACAAUGAAGGCAGAGGAAGAAAGUGCCCCAGGAAAUAUACAUUUAACCUGAUUACCCGAUUAUUAUCUUAUAUUCUAUUUAAUCAAGUCUUAUACUGUAUGUUAACUGUAAAUAUAUUCCAAAUAUAUAUAUACUAGUUGAUGUUUUCAAUCUUUAUUGAAAGAAACGAAAGAAAGAAAGCAAUUUAUGUUGUGUAUUCGUGAUAAUAUUGUUAUUUCGCCACAAAGGAGAUUUAUGUGAUUUUAUCUAUAUCUAUACUAUUGAAAGAAGGUUAUCAUUUAAAUCUUGCAUUCCCAACUUCAAAAACAACCCAUUACCUUAGAAACAAAGAACAUAGCUUUGAACUCACUGUUAAGGCUAAGAUACGUAAUGAUGAUCAUUUACAUACCAACCCCGUCAUAUUUGUUUAGCCUGGUAGAAUUAAUCUUCAAGGGAAGGAAAUAUUAUUUUAUUUAUUUGAAUAGUAUUCAGUGUACAUGUCAUAGAAUGUAGAUAUUAAUAAGUUGCGUAUUUUGAUGCAAAAUAACGCUUAUAUUAAUAAA